CUUUGACCCGCGCGCUCUUGGUCUCGAAUUUGGUUAGCAUCCUUCAGGCCUCCGGCCACUACGCCUGAUUACUGGGACCCUCCACUCCCUGCUGCCCUUCGGACGGCUCCACGUCAGCUCCCUCCUCCUCAGCUCCCGGAAGCCCCACAAGACACGAACUUCCGGUCUCUAGAACUCCGGACCACAGAGACGGUGCCAGCGGCUGCCUAGACAGGCCGCUACUCGAUUGAAGGGACGCCGAGGCUUCCGCUCAGCUGAUAAACAAGAUGGCCACGGCUGGGGGCCACUCUGGGGUUGACCUGGGAAGCCUGACUCUUUUUCGCCUUCUGUCUUUCUCCGUCUUACUGCCAGGUUUAUGCAAGGGAAAUUCAGUGGAAAGGAAGAUCUACAUCCCCUUAAAUAAAACAGCUCCCUGUGUCCGUCUGCUCAAUGCCACUCAUCAGAUUGGCUGCCAAUCUUCAAUUAGUGGAGACACAGGGGUUAUCCAUGUAGUAGAGAAAGAAGAGGACCUGCAGUGGGUGUUGACAGAUGGCCCUAACCCCCCUUACAUGGUUCUGCUAGAGGGCAAGCUCUUUACCAGGGAUGUAAUGGAGAAACUAAAGGGGAGAACCAGCCGAAUUGCUGGUCUUGCAGUGACCUUGGCCAAGCCCAGUCCCACCCCGGACUUCUCUCCUAGUGUGCAGUGCCCGAAUGAUGGGUUUGGCAUUUACUCCAACUCCUAUGGGUCAGAGUUUGCCCAUUGCAAAGAAGUGCUAUGGAACAGUCUGGGCAAUGGCUUGGCUUAUGAAGACUUUAGUUUUCCUAUCUUUCUUCUUGAAGAUGAAAAUGAAACCAAGGUCAUCAAGCAGUGCUAUCAGGAUCACAACCUGGGUCAGAAUGGCUCGGCACCAACCUUCCCACUGUGUGCCAUGCAGCUCUUCUCACACAUGCACGCUGUCAUCAGCACUGCCACCUGCAUGCGGCGCAGCUUCAUCCAGAGCACUUUCAGUAUCAACCCAGAAAUCGUCUGUGACCCCCUGUCUGACUACAACGUCUGGAGCAUGCUUAAGCCUAUAAACACAUCUGGGACCUUAGAUCCUGAUGACAGGGUUGUGGUUGCUGCUACCCGGCUGGACAGCCGUUCCUUUUUCUGGAAUGUGGCUCCAGGGGCUGAAAGUGCUGUUGCCUCCUUCGUCACCCAGCUGGCUGCAGCUGAAGCUUUGCAGAAGGCACCGGAUGUGACCAUCUUGCCCCGCAAUGUCAUGUUUGUCUUCUUCCAAGGGGAAACGUUUGACUAUAUUGGUAGCUCAAGAAUGGUCUACGAUAUGGAGAAGGGCAAGUUUCCUGUGCACUUAGAGAACAUUGACUCAUUCGUGGAGCUGGGACAGGUGGCCUUACGGACUUCAGCAGAGCUCUGGAUGCACACAGACCCCAUGUCUCAGAAAAAUGAGUCUGUGCGGAACCAGGUGGAGGACCUCCUGACCACACUGGAGAAGAGUGGUACGGGCGUCCCUGACAUCAUCCUCAGGAGGCUGAAUCAGUCCCAAGCCCUGCCACCCUCUUCUCUACAGCGAUUUCUUCGAGCUCGAAACAUCUCUGGUGUUGUUCUGGCUGACCACUCUCAUUCCUUUCAUAACCACUACUACCAGAGCAUUUAUGACACUGCUGAGAACAUCAAUAUGAGCUAUCCUGACUGGCAGAGCCCUGAAGAGGACCUGAACUUUGUGACAGACACUGCUAAGGCCCUGGCGAAUGUGGCCACGGUGCUGGCACGUGCACUGUACGAACUUGCAGGGGGCACCAACUUCGGCGACACAAUUCAGGCUGAUCCCCAAACGGUCACUCGCCUCCUGUAUGGGUUCCUGGUUAGAGCCAACAACUCAUGGUUCCAGUCUAUCCUCAGACAGGACCUCAAGUCCUACUUGGGCGAUGGGCCUCUCCAACAUUACAUCGCCGUCUCCAGCCCCACCAACACCACUUACGUUGUGCAGUACGUCUUGGCAAAUUUGACUGGCAAGGUGAUCGGCCUCACCCGAGAGCAGUGCCAGGAUCCAAGUAAAGUUCCAAAUGAAAACAAGGAUCUAUAUGAGUACUCAUGGGUUCAGGGCCCUUUGAAUUCCAAUGAGACGGAUCGGCUCCCCCGGUGCGUGCGUUCCACGGCUCGACUGGCCAGGGCCUUGUCUCCUGCCUUUGAACUGAGUCAGUGGAGCUCCACUGAAUAUUCCACGUGGACUGAGAGCCGCUGGAAAGAUAUCCAUGCUCGGAUAUUCCUCAUUGCCAGCAAAGAGCUUGAGCUUAUCACCCUGAUGGUGGGAUUCGGCAUCCUCCUCUUCUCUCUCAUCGUCACCUACUGCAUCAAUGCCAAAGCUGACGUCCUUUUCAUUGUUCCCCGAGAGCCAGGAUCUGUGUCUUACUAAGGAGAACUCCAGCUUACCCUGCCAGCUCUGCAUUUCACUUCUACAUCAUUUGUCCCACUGGGAACAAACCACUAGUUUGUCACUGGAACCUCUCUGGGCCUGUCUCAGAUUGGGAUUAACACAAAGGAAUAGAACUGUCCAGAAGAGACAGGAAGAAAUAAACAAGUGGCCUCCCCUCCUCAUCUCCCCCUUCCCCAAUACUUCCUCCUUCCCUUCCCUGCAAGAUUCUGGGAUUACAAUAGAGCCUUCCUGUUUCUGUUUAACUCCAGAGUCACCAACUCUAAUUUACCCUUCCUCGGGAUGACUCUUCCCUUCCCAGCCUUCCCUGUACCUCCCUGGUUCCCUCUCUUGCCCUGACCCCCCACUCCCAACUACUGCUCCUGACCACCUUCUGGACCAGGAAGGGGAACGUGAAAGGUUGAACAUCAGGAUCAAACUACAGUGAACCCUAAGGAGGAGGAUGGGGUUUUCUGGGCUGAGCCUGCUGUCUCCUUCCCACUGCCCUUCCUAGGUCCUCAGAUGGCACGUUAGGGUGGGCUUGCUGCCAGGUGGGUAUCCCUCUUCCAGCCCACAGUGCUCAGCUGUACUUUUUAUUAAGCUGUAAUAUCUAUUUUUGUUUUUUCCCUUUUUUUUGUAAAUAUAUAAAUAGUGAGUUUCAUUAAAAUAGAUAAUCCUACACAACA
This is a messenger RNA of Ictidomys tridecemlineatus (thirteen-lined ground squirrel), 3079 nucleotides long. RefSeq names its product nicastrin (gene Ncstn). Gene Ontology annotation, biological process: Notch receptor processing; protein processing. The record is from RefSeq and is a predicted model, not a curated record. Gene Ontology annotation, cellular component: plasma membrane. Lineage: Eukaryota; Metazoa; Chordata; Mammalia; Rodentia; Sciuridae.